Solanum pennellii is the source of this 870-nucleotide messenger RNA. RefSeq names its product protein COBRA-like. Gene Ontology annotation, biological process: cellulose microfibril organization; plant-type cell wall cellulose biosynthetic process. The record is from RefSeq and is a predicted model, not a curated record. The coding region runs from base 152 to 508 and encodes 118 amino acids. NCBI's taxonomy places the organism in Eukaryota, Viridiplantae, Streptophyta, Magnoliopsida, Solanales, Solanaceae. Gene Ontology annotation, cellular component: plasma membrane. The transcript has a single exon.
AAUGGGAUUUGAUUUUUUGGACCCAUGAUAGUUAUGUGGUAAGUAUACUUGGAACUAUUAUUACUAGUUUGAGAUUUUUAGUUCAUGAAUUUUUCGAAUUUCAGGCAGUAGUGACAAUGAACAAUUUCCAAAUGUAUUCCAAUUAUGAGCCAUGGUUGGACAUUGGGCAAAGAAUGAGGUGAUUUGGGCCAUGAUGGGAGCACAAGCUACAGAUCAAGGGGAUUGUUCAAAGUUCAGAGGCAUUAUUCCUCACAGCUGUGAGAAAAAGCCUUCAGUUGUUGAUUUGCUGCCUAAUACCCCUUAUAACCAACAAAUUGCUAACUGCUGCACGGGCAGUGUUAUGGCAUCGAUGGGAAAGGACCCUUCUGCUGCUCUCUCUGCAUUUCAGAUAAGCGUAGGAUCUGCUGAGAAUACAAACACUACAGUGAAACUUCCCAAAAAUUUCACUUUGGUCGCUCCAGGUGGUGGCUAUACUUGUGGUCCUGCUAAAAUCAUCCGCCCCACUUGAUUCGUAACAAAUGAUGGUCGACGAGUGACACGGGCUAUGAGUAAGUUUUAUUUUCCAUACAAGUUUGGAAGUAAAUAAUGAACUAUACUAGCUCGUAGCUAAGCAUCAACAUUUACGCAGUUACAUGGAGAGUGACUCUCAGUUCUUAGCCGCUCCAAAACCAACAUGCUGUGUCUCCUUCUUUUCACAAUGCAAGUAUCACCCCUUGUCCUUUGUGUUCUUGUGGCUGCCGCAACAGUAGCAACUGUGUCAUGUAAGAUUUUAGUUCAUAUCUUCAAUUAGUACUAGUAGUAGUAAUAGUUUCUCUGUUAUGAAUGUGCUGAUGCAAGUAAAAAUUGGCCCUAGCUAUAACCGAGUGGAAA